AUGCUUGCUCUACAAAUCCUUAACUUGUCAGGAACUCCCAUUAAAUCUUUGCCGGAUUCUCUUUUUGGAUUGGUCAAUCUCAAAAGGUUCUCUUUGAAUCACUGUGUUCUGUUGAAAUUACUACCAUCUGGAAUUGGAAAUCUCAAUUGCCUUGAGGUAUUUCAUCUUGAAGGGACAGCAAUAGUGGCUUUACCGAGAGAAGUUGAACAGCUCACGAAUCUCACAUCCCUAAAAGUGUCAUUUCGUGAACCUGUGAGUCUCGAUCAUCCAAGAAAAAUGAUUCCCGACGGGGUUAUACCACAGCUGUCCAAGUUGAAAAAUUUAUAUAUUGAUGUGAGUCCAAAAGAUGAGCGUUGGAAAGCAUCUGUGGAAAGUGUUGUUUUAGAGAUUUGCACACUGACAACAUUAGAUACACUUCAGUUCUACUUCCCUAACAUGAAACUUUUGAGCCGAUUUAAUUGGGACAGUAUACCAAUAUCUCCACCAUUAUCACAUUUCAGAUUUACUAUUGGUGAUCAUACCAGUCGCAUCAUUUGUCGAGUCCCUCGUGAGGCUGAGCUUGAGUUAGUACGAUAUGAUAAAUGUUUGAAGUAUGUCAAUGGUGAAGGUGCACCUAAAGAAAUCAAGAAAGUGCUUAGACACGCAUCUGCCCUUUUUUUGGAUCGCAAUAUGACUAUUGAGAAGCUAUCAGAAUUUGAAAUCUCAAAUAUGAUGCAAUUGAAAUGUUGUUUAGCAGGAGAAUGUGACAAACUCCAAUCAAUCCUAGAUGGAGAUCAAAUGGUAAUCGGCGCUUCUGAAGAAGUAGUAGUUGGUUUUGAAUCACUUGAAUGUCUAUAUAUAUAUUAUGCUAAGAGUUUGAGGAGCAUAUGUGAGGGGCGAUUGGAUAAUAGUAGCUUCAAAAAACUAAAAUAUUUGACCUUGCACAUGUGUCCAGAGCUAACCAUAGUUUUCACACUGGAGUUGCUUGGUAAUCUUUCCAGGCUUGAAGAGUUCACAGUUGAUGAUUGCUCCAACAUCAGGAGGUUAGUGCAAUGCAAAGAUAUUGAGAAUGAGAUCAAGCAUGUUCUCCCAGCCUUGAAGAAGAUUUCUCUCCAUUUCUUACCUGAAUUGGAUAGUAUCUCCGAUGUGUUAUCCAUUGCCCCAAGAAUAAAAUGGAUGAGCUUUUACUAUUGCCCAAAUCUCAAAAAUCUCCCAAUUAGCAAAGCUUUCCACACAGAAUUGGGGCAGAUCAAGAGUGAGAAGAGCUGGUGGCAAGCUUUGGAGUGGCAAAACACCGAGCAAGAUUCUAAUUGGAAAGACAUUUUUGUUGGGGUUGAUGAAGGGGAUUGA
This is a messenger RNA of Manihot esculenta (cassava), 1329 nucleotides long. Its product is annotated as probable disease resistance protein At4g27220. The transcript has a single exon. The coding region runs from base 1 to 1329 and encodes 442 amino acids. Lineage: Eukaryota; Viridiplantae; Streptophyta; Magnoliopsida; Malpighiales; Euphorbiaceae. The record is from RefSeq and is a predicted model, not a curated record.